This is a messenger RNA of Protopolystoma xenopodis, 1191 nucleotides long. NCBI's taxonomy places the organism in Eukaryota, Metazoa, Platyhelminthes, Monogenea, Polystomatidea, Polystomatidae. The record is from the annotation of a GenBank genome assembly.
CUUGCAAAGAGUUAUCUGGGUCCUACUCAUGACCUUUCUGUUUAUCGCGGUCCCACCAGUUGCCGGAUGCCCAUCCUCAACCCUCCAGCAAAUUAUUCACAGCCGACAGACAAUCAAUCUCCAAUGAGUCAAAUUUCCCCAAAGCAGAAAGCUCAGCUUGAUGAUACGAUACAUGAGCCUCAGCUUUUACACCAGAGACAUCAUCCAUCUCCACACCGCUCAAGCCAACAUCAUAAUAGACUUAUGAAGAUGUGUAAGCAAGCCGGCUCGCAGCUGCCAACACCCUAUCCUACAGGCUUUUCGACUGGGAUUCAGGGCGUUUAUCAGCAAAAUGGCUUUCUAUCCUCGAACGGGCUUCCCGCUCACAUACUUUCCAUGGCUCACUCCUCUAGUCACUUCUCUGAUAACUCUGUUUCCAACUUUAUCACUAGCUCUGCUGGUCCCUGUUCAUCUGGUUGCGACUACUCACAUUCAGAUUCAUUGAAUACCUUUACUGCCACUCAGCAGCUGCAGAGACCCUAUAUGAACGGAUUUAUUAAAUCACAGACGCCAUCCUACCUUGGUUUCAUGCCUACAACGGCAACAGCCUCUAUCGCCGAUAGCAGCGGUACUGUCGGUACAGGAGACGCUCUAAUCGAGUCAGAAGAUGCCUUUCUGUCUAUGUUACGCCAGCAGGCUAAGGCUAAUACCUCGAGUGUUCAACUUGGGUCCUUACUCGCUGCUACGGCCUCGGCUUCUUCGGUGGCCAUGUCCAUCUGUCCGUCAACGCUUUCGACUUCAUCAAGCGCCUUUUCUACAGAACUCAGGAAUAAUAGCCUUUCCUCGGACUAUAAGUUUCAUUCUGGUGGAGGUAAUUUCUCCCCAACUCCCCUGCACCACCUUGGCGCCCCUGGCCAAAUGGUGUCGGGCUGUCCAUCAGAACGCUUUUUGGAGAGCCUGUUGGUACCUGGCUGCAGUGGACUUGAGUCAGAACUCGGGCCGGUUACAUCGGGAGGCGCCGAGAGCCUUGGGGCUAGACUCACUAAAAGGGAGCGCUUCAUGUCAGAGCUCGAUUUAACUGCAUCUGUUGAGGAUUGCUGCACUUCCUUAGGUUCUCUCUCUGCAGUUAAUGGCAGUGCUAAUGCAGUUGAUCGAAGACGUAGGAGAGAUAUGCUUACUUCAUCCCUCCUUUCAAGUGUGUUGUCCGAAUAA